UUUUUGUUGUGUCGUUGGGACAAAGUCACUCACGAUUAUUAUGUACCUAUGAUCCAGUUCUAAAAGGAGGGUUGAUGAGUUUAAAAGCCAGUCCAGAGGGGAAAAAACAUGGCAAGAAUUAGACGAGAUUUGAUUUAAGUUUAAAUAACUUUUAUUUUGACAGUAUGUAUUGAUUGAGAGAGUGACGCACUACAGCAUGUGCAUAGUUGGAGACAGAGAGCUCAGUAAACGCAGUAACAGUUUGUAUACGUUGUGCAAUAAUGCAAAAUUGCACAGUGGAUUCAUGUCAGUAUUAUUCAGCUGGCCAUAAUGGUGUUCAGACUUAAGAGCCUUGUGCGCUUUAUUCAUUCGAGAAUCAGUGUCACAACGCGAAAGGUGUCAACAACAUGUGGUGAGCAAGGAAAAGUAAUUCCGCCCAUAUCGGCAAGAUUUACAGUGGAACAGGCCCUGAGCCAGUGGGCUGAGCGUUUUCAGGUGGCUGAAGUCCCUGAACCUCAGCUUUCCAGUCAGUACAUCAUCUCACAUGUGCUGGGGCACAAGACUCUGAACCAUCUCGAGAGAAGGGGGCUCACCCAAGUGCUUUCCCAUGCACAUGUUGAGAGGAUCUGGAGACUCUGUAAUAAACGUCUUACCAGGAUGCCGGUACAGUAUGUGAUUGAGGAGUGGGACUUCAGGGACAUAACUCUUAAAAUGAAACCGCCUGUGUUUAUACCACGUCCUGAGACAGAGGAGCUGGUGAGCCUCGUUCUGGCUGACCUGGAAGUGUUGGCUGCAAGCAGGGAUAUGGACACUGUGCGCUUCCUGGAGGUGGGCUGUGGCUCUGGAGCGAUUUCCUUGAGUCUGUUGCACAGCCUAAAACAGAUCAGGGGGGUGGCCCUGGAUCAGAGUGCACAGGCUGUGGCCCUCACCAGGGAGAAUGCACAAAGCCUUGGACUGCUUGACCGUCUCAAAGUCAGUCAGGUGGAUGUGUUUAAAGACGCUGACUGGCUUGUGGAGACCUGUAGUCCUGUGGAGGUGCUUGUCAGUAAUCCCCCCUACCUAUUCACUGAAGACUUGGAUUCACUGGAGCCUGAGGUCCGAAGGUUUGAGGACCGUGCUGCAUUGGAUGGAGGAAAACAAGGACAUUGUGUCAUAGACCAGAUUCUGGCACUUGCACCAAGGCUGUUAACUGAAAAGGGUCGAGUCUAUCUUGAGGUGGAUCCACGACAUCCUGAUAUCAUCCAGACCAGGCUAAAGGAAAGGGUGCUGGGAUUAGAGUAUGUGAAAACGCACUAUGAUUUCACAAACAGAGCACGGUUCUGCAUCUUACAGUCGAGGAGUCGAGGAACAGGCUGAUCAGCAAAGAGGAGGAGAACAGGCGGUGAGCAGGAUCAAGAGGAGGGGGAGGCAGAAAGCAGGAGAGAUAUGGGGUGGGUGUUAAGCCCUUGGAGGAAUUCUGCGUCUCUGGCAUUGAGCCAGUAGCCCAGGGACCUUCAUAAAGCGUCUCUCAUACAGCACGUACUUGUCCUAAGGGUGUUAAGAGUGCUGCACAAACUACUUAGGAACAUUGAGUCUGGCUACCCUUCGGGUCUGAUUGCAAUCCUCUUAAUGCAUUUAUGGGUCAACAACACGGUGUGUGUAAUGUUUUUUUUUUUUUAUUGGUAGCUUGUUUCUAUGCCUAAAUAAUGUUUGUAUGUGUGAGUAUGUGUGUGUGUGUGUCAGAGAGCAGUAGGCUGUAGGUAAUUACUGCAGCCUUUUCUCAGAAUUGUCCCUCCUAGUACAGUACCUCUCUCUCUGCCUAGAAGCAUAACACUCUUUCUGCGAACCAGCUGGCAUAAUGCCCCUCAUUGCCUAGCUAGCCUGAAUACACAAAUGGGUAUGGAAAGAUUUGUAAUAUUUGCAAAUAAAAAAGCACAUAAAUAGACCAGGAUUAUCCAAA
This is a messenger RNA of Clupea harengus (Atlantic herring), 1918 nucleotides long. It is a transcript of the gene hemk1, whose product is annotated as HemK methyltransferase 1, mitochondrial release factors N(5)-glutamine. Lineage: Eukaryota; Metazoa; Chordata; Actinopteri; Clupeiformes; Clupeidae. Gene Ontology annotation, molecular function: protein methyltransferase activity; nucleic acid binding. Gene Ontology annotation, cellular component: mitochondrion. Gene Ontology annotation, biological process: protein methylation. The record is from RefSeq and is a predicted model, not a curated record.